GCCUCGUCCCUCCUCCUCCUCGGAGCGGGGCCGCGGGCGCGGCCGGGCGCGGCGAGGAGCGGGACCGGGGCUGCUGCACCACAGGAGGAGCCGGCCCAGGAAGAAAAUGAAAAUAUUUUCUGAGUCUCACAAAACUGUUUUCGUUGUGGAUCACUGCCCCUACAUGGCAGAAUCAUGCAGGCAGCACGUGGAAUUCGAUAUGUUAGUGAAGAACCGCACCCAGGGCAUCAUUCCUCUGGCACCCAUCUCCAAGUCCCUGUGGACCUGCUCAGUGGAGUCAUCCAUGGAAUACUGUAGAAUAAUGUAUGAUAUUUUCCCUUUCAAGAAACUGGUGAACUUCAUUGUGAGUGAUUCUGGGGCUCAUGUGUUGAAUUCUUGGACUCAGGAAGAUCAGAACUUGCAGGAGCUGAUGGCGGCGCUGGCGGCCGUGGGGCCGCCGAACCCGCGGGCGGACCCCGAGUGCUGCAGCAUCCUGCACGGGCUGGUGGCCGCCGUGGAGGCGCUCUGCAAGAUCACCGAGUACCAGCACGAGGCCCGCACCACGCUCAUGGAGAACGCCGAGCGCGUCGGCAACCGCGGCAGGAUCAUCUGCAUCACCAACGCCAAGAGUGACAGCCAUGUUCGGAUGCUGGAGGAUUGUGUUCAGGAGACCAUUCAUGAGCACAACAAACUUGCAGCUAAUUCUGACCAUCUAAUGCAGAUUCAGAAAUGUGAACUGGUGUUAAUCCACACAUACCCAGUUGGUGAAGACAGCCUUGUUUCAGAUCGUCCUAAAAAAGAGCUCUCCCCUGUUCUAACCAGUGAAGUGCACAGUGUCCGUGCAGGGAGGCACUUGGCUACAAAACUGAAUCUUUUAGUACAGCAACACUUUGAUCUGGCUUCAACCACAAUAACUAACAUCCCUAUGAAGCCCACAUUCAAUGUCUGUGAUCAGGAAGAACAACAUGCUAACACAUCAGCCAACUAUGAUGUGGAGCUGCUUCACCACAAAGAGGCACAUGUGGAUUUUUUAAAGAGUGGUGAUAACCACGUGGGUGGCAAUAGCAGAGAAGGCACAUUUAAAGAAACUGUGACACUGAAAUGGUGCACUCCGCGAACCAACAGUGUGGAGCUGCACUAUUGCACUGGAGCAUACAGAAUUUCACCAGUAGAUGUAAAUAGCAGACCUUCUUCAUGCCUUACAAACUUUCUCCUUAAUGGUCGCUCGGUGUUGUUGGAGCAGCCACGCAAGUCUGGCUCAAAAGUCAUCAGCCACAUGCUCAGCAGCCACGGGGGAGAGAUUUUCUUGCAUGUGUUGAGCAGCUCCCGCUCAAUCCUGGAAGAUCCCCCCUCAAUUAGCGAGGGCUGCGGUGGGAGGGUCACUGACUACAGGAUCACAGAUUUUGGUGAAUUUAUGAGGGAAAACCGAUUAACUCCUUUUCUAGAGCCCAGAUAUAAGAUGGAUGGAAGUCUUGAAAUUCCAUUGGAACGUGCAAAAGAUCAGUUAGAGAAACAUACUCGUUACUGGCCUAUGAUUAUUUCUCAGACCACCAUCUUCAACAUGCAAGCUGUAGUACCAUUAGCCAGUGUGAUUGUGAAGGAAACAAUGACUGACGAGGAUGUGUUGAAUUGUCAAAAAACAAUAUACAAUUUGGUGGACAUGGAGAGGAAGAACGAUCCACUGCCAAUUUCAACAGUUGGUACCAGAGGAAAGGGGCCAAAAAGGGAUGAGCAGUACCGCAUCAUGUGGAACGAGCUGGAGACCCUGGUGCGAGCGCACAUCAACAACUCUGACAAACACCAGCGAGUCCUGGAGUGCCUCAUGGCCUGCAGGAGCAAACCCCCCGAGGAGGAGGAGCGCAAGAAACGGGGCAGGAAGAGAGAAGACAAAGAGGACAAGUCAGAGAAGCUGGGCAAAGACUAUGAAUCAGAUAAGCCAUGGCAGGAUUCAGAGAGGUUAAAAGGUCUUUUGGAUCGGGAGAAAGAAGAACUGGCAGAAGCUGAAGUUAUCAAAGACUCCCCUGAUUCUCCUGAGCCCCCCAACAAAAAGCCUCUCAUUACAAUGGAUGAAAUGCCCACAGUUGAAAAGGCGAAAGGGCCAAUGUCCUUGCUGUCUUUAUGGAGCAACAGAAUUAAUACUGCCAACUCUAGGAAACACCAGGAAUUUAUUGGCCGGUUGAACUCUGUCAACAACAAAGCUGAGCUGUAUCAACAUCUGAAAGAAGAAAAUGGAAUGGAAACAACAGAAAAUGGAAAAGCAGGCCGGCAGUGAGGAUUAAUUCUGUUUCUUGGGACAAAACCUGGCCAAAAUGCAAAACUAUUUAAUGCUGGAAUUGCUCUUGGUACUGUUUCAAUACAAUUGUAUAGCUGUGGUUUGAUUGGUUUUUACAUUUUUCUAGACCUAUUUUUGCUAUGAAGUAUAAAACCUGCGUAUCACGUUAAACCAGCUGUGUGCAAAUAGGAGCUGUCCUGAAGUGUUUUCCAGUCGUGCUUUAGGAUGAAGAAAACCUCUGCUGCCAUGGAGUAAAUCAAGUAAUCAAAAAUGUUAGUCACCUUUAAGUCCUUGCCCAGAAGUAUUGGAUACUAUUUCAAAAUCAGUGAUGACUGUCUUAAAAAAAAAAAAAGAAAAAUUGAAGUAAUUUA
Molecule: messenger RNA, 2622 nt
Organism: Melospiza georgiana
Lineage: Eukaryota; Metazoa; Chordata; Aves; Passeriformes; Passerellidae
Gene: INTS13
Product: integrator complex subunit 13
Exons: 18
Coding region: 107-2251 (714 amino acids)
Biological process (GO): regulation of mitotic cell cycle; centrosome localization
Cellular component (GO): integrator complex
Source: RefSeq, a predicted model, not a curated record